AAUUUUUUUCUACUGUCUUUUGUGGGGUGUAUAUUUCAAAUAAAAAUUUAAGCCUUUUAGACGCGAAAAUUAUUGAUAAAAACUAUAUUGUUGUAAAGUUUGAGUAUUAUAUUGUGUGGAAUAUAUGAAAAAUGUCUCGCCAAACUUCCAGAUUAGAUGCUAAAAAAGUGUAGUCCCUCCGAAUGGACAGAUAAUCAAGAGAGGACUGAUCAGAUUUGGUGAGGAGGUGGAUGAUAAAUUGUAGAAAUGGAAAAUAGUCAACCAAGUCAACAACACCAAACAAACACGGACCAAGCAAUGAAUACUAACAACAAUUCCGUAGCCUCUAAUCAAAUUCAGGUAAUACCAAUGCCUGUUAUGACCACUGCCGGUGGUCAAGCCCAAAUUAUUAUAGGACAACAACAAGCGCAACAAGUUGGGGGUCUUCAACAACAACUUAUACCUUUGCAAGGAAAUCAAAUAAUGCUGCAGCAACCCCAACAGACGGCUCAGCCAAUGCAGCUUAUGCAAUUGCCCGAUGGACAGACUUUAUUCUACCAACCAAAUGUCUUGAAUGGAGCUGAGAGUGCGAACAACACAAUCCAAGCCAUACAUCCACAAUUUAUAAAUAUCAAUGGUCAAAUUAUGCAAAUAACAACAGCAGCGCCACCUCAAGCUGGCAAUGCAAACGCAACAGCCAAUAAUAACACUAUAGCACAACAAAUUAUAAUGGUACCACAGUCCACAGCAAAUCAAUUAACAACGACAGCAGCAAAUAAUGUGGGCAAUACAACCGUACGGGUAUCAACACCUGCUCCUGCUUCCACUGCACCUACAACACAAACCCAAAAUACCCCUACAAAUACUUCAAGCUCAACGGCAGCAGCAGAUUCUGUUAUGGAGACCUCUACGGAAGACGCACAAUCAGGAGAACCUGAAGAAGAGCCACUGUAUGUGAAUGCCAAACAAUACAAACGUAUACUUGUGCGACGUCAAGCACGAGCGAAAUUAGAAUCACGCAUUCCCAAAGAGCGUUCGAAAUAUUUACACGAAUCACGACAUCGUCAUGCCAUGAAUAGGGUUCGUGGUGAGGGUGGCCGCUUUCAUUCUGCACAAGAAAAGGGUGAUUUACAGCAACAAGGGGCGGGACACGAUGAACUACAGCAUACGGCGCUAUUGUCAAGAGCUUCAGUGCCAAGAGCACCGCCGCGUGUUAUAGCACCACAUCACCCCAACACCAUUACAGCAACUUCAACACCCAAUAUAACUAUAACACCAAUUAAGUAACAUCAACAUGCGCUCAUAGGAGCGCCUGUUAUUCUCAAUCAAUGUCCCGCCCCCUCUUCGUACUCAUAUAGAACGUACGAAACUGUAAAUACAAUUUAGCCCUAAGUUAAGUUUAAGUCAUUAUAGUAAUUAUAACACUGUAACUAAACAAAACCAAACAAACAAAAAAAAUAAAACAA
Messenger RNA from Calliphora vicina (urban bluebottle blowfly), 1445 nucleotides. It is a transcript of the gene Bet3, whose product is annotated as blocked early in transport 3. The transcript is spliced from 2 exons. Gene Ontology annotation, molecular function: DNA-binding transcription factor activity, RNA polymerase II-specific. Gene Ontology annotation, biological process: regulation of transcription by RNA polymerase II; intra-Golgi vesicle-mediated transport; endoplasmic reticulum to Golgi vesicle-mediated transport. The record is from RefSeq and is a predicted model, not a curated record. NCBI's taxonomy places the organism in Eukaryota, Metazoa, Arthropoda, Insecta, Diptera, Calliphoridae. Bases 247 to 1266 code for a protein of 339 amino acids. Gene Ontology annotation, cellular component: TRAPP complex; cytosol; cis-Golgi network membrane.